Trichomonas vaginalis G3 is the source of this 945-nucleotide messenger RNA. Its product is annotated as ribosome biogenesis. Lineage: Eukaryota; Parabasalia; Trichomonadida; Trichomonadidae. The transcript has a single exon. Gene Ontology annotation, molecular function: structural constituent of ribosome; large ribosomal subunit rRNA binding. Gene Ontology annotation, biological process: ribosomal large subunit assembly; cytoplasmic translation; ribosome biogenesis. The record is from RefSeq and is a predicted model, not a curated record. The coding region runs from base 1 to 945 and encodes 314 amino acids. Gene Ontology annotation, cellular component: cytosolic large ribosomal subunit.
AUGCAAUUCGAAAAGCCUGCACAUCAAAAGAAGGCCGAAUACAUUAAGAAGCUUCAUGGUUUGUUCCGCAAAUACCAUAAAGUUGCUGUUGUCACAGCCCAAAAUGUUACAUCAAAUCAACUCAUGAAGAUCAGAGCUGGUGUUUCUAGCUUUGCCGAAGUUCUUUUCGGUAAGAACUCAUUGAUGAGACGUGCUGUUGAUGAACUCAAAAGUGAAAUUCCAAGCAUCACCAAACUUGAAAAGCAUCUUACAAAUGGUGCUGGACUUAUCUUCACAAAUGGAUCAUUCAAGGCAAUCAAAGAAGUCAUCGAUGCAAAUUGCCUUGGUUCAGCUGCAAAGCCGGGAUCAAUUGCUCCUUGUGAUGUCGUUAUCAAACCACAGCGCACAUCAAUCUCCCCAACCGAUAUCAAGGUUCUCCAUGCUCUCAACAUUCAAUGCAAGGUUUUCAAAGGUACAAUCGAGAUAACAGGUGAGAAGCAGCUCAUUUGGGAAGGACAAAAAGUUGGGGCCUCUGAAGCAAACAUUCUUGGAAUGCUUGGAAUCAUGCCAUUCAACUACACUCUCAAGAUUGAAGCUCUUUAUGACAAUGGUUCAAUGUAUGAUCCAAGCUUCCUCUCAAUUAGUGAUGAUUUCCUUGCCCAGAAGUUUGCAGAAGGUCUUUCCAAUGUCACAUGCGUUGCUUUGGGAAUGCAUUAUCCUUGCGCAGCUUCUGCACCACACAUGAUUCGCUCCGCAUUUGUUGACAUUGCUUCAAUUGCCAUUUCUAUCAAUCAUGAUAUGAAACAAAUUGAAACAUUGCAGAAGCUUCUUGCUGAUCCUGAGGCUCUUGCAAAUCUCACAAAGACAACUGAUGCAAAUAAUAACAACAAGAAGAUCGAAGAGCAUCAAGAAGAAGAAGAAGAGCAAAUCGAAAUCGGACCAAUUGACUUCGAUUUUGACUUCUAA